This is a messenger RNA of Drosophila bipectinata, 1536 nucleotides long. It is a transcript of the gene p53, whose product is annotated as p53. Gene Ontology annotation, molecular function: RNA polymerase II cis-regulatory region sequence-specific DNA binding; DNA-binding transcription factor activity, RNA polymerase II-specific. Gene Ontology annotation, cellular component: nucleus. The record is from RefSeq and is a predicted model, not a curated record. Gene Ontology annotation, biological process: regulation of transcription by RNA polymerase II; apoptotic process. NCBI's taxonomy places the organism in Eukaryota, Metazoa, Arthropoda, Insecta, Diptera, Drosophilidae.
CAGAAAGUUGUCAAAAAUGAAUCCUAAUCGUCCCGACAGGAAUUCUUGCACCAUUUCAAGAACCAACAGCCAAACUUACUUCUUCGACGAUCCGUCGGGUGUGGACUUGAGCCCCAUCUUCGACAGUGAUUUGUUUCCAGUGGAGUCGCCUGUGAACUUCCCUGAUGCCAGCGCUCUUUUUGCGUCUAACAGUAACCAAUCCAGCUUGAAUGAGCUUCAAAAUAAUUCGGCUGGAAUUGUGGCUUUGCCCUCCAGGAUAUAUGUCAGUGAUACAGGAACAUGGACUGAUGUUAACAAAAGCUACCAAACACUCCCCGAACGCCACGACUCUGACGAGGAAUACCAAUCAACGGCCAAUGAAGCAUCCUUGGGAUCGGCCCCGGAGGCAGCAUCGGAAGGCAUUGAAAAGGCUGUCGCGGACACGGGUGACUUAACUACCGAGCCGAUGGCCUUCCUGCAAGGAUUGAAUUCCGGAAACCUCAUGCAGUUCAGUCAGCAAUCUGUGCUGCGCGAGAUGAUUCUGCAGGACAUCCAGGCUCAGGUCAGCACUCUCCCAAAAAUAGAGAAACACAACACUGGUGGCUACAACUUCAGCUUUGACUUGGUAGAGCCACCCAAGUCGGAUUGGACCGUCUCUAAAACGCUGAAUAAACUAUACAUCCGAAUGAACAAGGUUUUCAACGUAGAUAUACAAUUUAAAGCUAGGAUGCCCAUUCAGCCGCUGAAUCUGCGCGUUUUUCUUUGUUUUGUCAAAGAUGUCAGUGGCCCAGUGCUGCGUUGCCAGAAUCACCUCAGUGUAGAGCCACUUACAGAUCACAAUGAGAAAGAGCGGGAAAACCUACUGCGGUGCUUGAAUCCCAAUACCAUUUAUUGUGGAACAGCUCAGGGCAAAGGUAUUUCCGAACGCUAUUCCGUUCUAGUUCCUUUGAAUGUGUCCCGGUCAGGGAGUCGAAGUGGCGGAUACGUGCGUCAGACCCUAGCAUUUAAUUUUGUAUGUCAAAAUUCAUGUUUUGGUCGAAAGGAGAGCUGCUUGGUCUUUUGUUUGGAGAAUGCGAGUGGUGAUAUUGUUGGACAGGACUAUUUAAAUGUUAAAGUCUGUACGUGCCCGAAACGCGACCACAAACAGGAAGAACGCCAAAAAGGUGCGUUGAAGCGCAAAAUUCAUGAAAGCGAUACUGAGGAGGAUGAUACGGAGGACCAUCCGCCCAAGUCGCGCCGGCUCGCUGAGUCGAUGCACAUCAAGGAGGAGACCGCAAGUAAUGACAGCUAUAAUGCCACCCACCGAGGACUGCCUCAAAAUUGGGAUGUGUCUCAAACCGAUAAUGGAAAAUACCAGCUGUCCAUUACCGUUCCCAACAAGGAGUGGCUCCUGGACAGCAUCGAAGGCAUGGUCAAGGAGGCGGCCACUAAAGUGCUGCGCAGUCCGAACAAAGACCGUCUGCGCAGCUAUGCCCAAAGUCUUUUAAAACUAAAAAAACGUGCCUAUGAGUUGCCAUGACCCACUGAGAAGAGUUCAACACCUAAGCUUAAGAUCCA